Molecule: messenger RNA, 522 nt
Organism: Drosophila takahashii
Lineage: Eukaryota; Metazoa; Arthropoda; Insecta; Diptera; Drosophilidae
Product: protein new-glue 1
Source: RefSeq, a predicted model, not a curated record
ACACAUCACAAUGCGCUUCCUAUUCGCUCUUGUCUUCGGCGUACUCCUGUGCCUUCUCCUGGCCCAGGAGGGCAGUAGUUCAAGCUCAAGCAGCACGGAUGCGACCACAACCACCACCGACGCCUCGACCACCACCACCACUGCCUCCUCCGCCACGACCACCACCACCGAUGCCUCAGCCACCACCACGACCACCAAAUCCUCAUCAUCCUCUUCCUCGGCGGCUGCCAGGAGGCGUGCCCGCCGUCGCCGUCUGGCCAGGGAGCGCCGUCGUCGCCAGGAGCGGAGGCAGCGCCAGGAGAAGAGGAGGCGCAGGAUGGAGAAGCUGCUCGCCAGGCAGCGCCGCCUGAUCAACCAACUUCGGGGAUAAACUAGGCAGAGUACUAAAAAAAAUAAAACAAUUGAAGUCGAAUACCCCGACUAUUUUCAUACAAGCCGACCUGUUUUGAAUUUUAAACUAAACCUUACGUUCACCAUAAGAUCAUCUACAUGCAAAGAUCAUUUUUUCAAGAUCAAAAUUGU